GGAAACCGCGACGGCGCACCGGCACGUUGAGGUGUUUUCUGCCGCCGUCGCUGCUGGAAGGGCCCAAGACUUCCAAGCGCGAACGGUGCAUGGCAAGAGCCACGCAGAGCCGCACUGGGCGCUCGGCGCCGUGGGCAAUUCGCGAUGGCAGAGGAACAGAGGAAGAAGAAGCAACGGUACUUGUGCAGAAGAAAGCCUGAGCAGUUGGAGCUCUCAGUCGAGUGCGACAGACCGGAUGCGUAGGAGGUGUUUCCGCGGUCAGCUGCUGACGGUGAAAUUCCCGUAGACGGCGCGGUGUGAGAGGAUUCCUUUGAACUAUUUCCAAAUUAAUUUUCGGUGUGAAUUGUGUGCACGGUGCAGAUCGCAGCAUCCGCUAGAGGCGGAGCUGGUGCAGUGGAUAGUGAGGUUUCGUAAUCGGCGGUGUGCCGUCGAGCGGUUGAGUGAACGCGGGCUCGAGGUCAGCGGACGCGGCCGGCCCAGAUCCUGGCUGGAAGGUUGUAAACGGAUUGCGGGUGGCGGUGAGACGUGUUUGGUCCUACCGAAGGGUGCUCACGGGCACGGGUGAGAGCCUUGUCACGCGUACGCGGGGCGAUGCCGCGGGCGCGCAAAAAAUCAAUUGCACGCUAAUUCGCGCCGGGGCCGGGGCGAACGGUAAACAAUCAGAUGUUGAUGGAUGUGCCCAUCUGACCCCGGGUCCUAGGUGUUGUGGCGACUCUCCGCUGGCAGCCGCACGCUCGCUCGCUGCAGUUGGCUGUGCUGAGUGGCGGACCACGAGCAUGACCGAUAAGUGGUGCUCGCGACUGUCACGCGCCCCAACUUCGAUUCAUGAAUUGUUCGCGUUGCACGCUGGAGAGUGAAUUUGACACGGAAUAGUUCGCCUGCAGAAAGAUGAAUGGAAGUGAGUGCAGUGCGCGGUGCUAGUGUCGUGAGGGAAAGUAAGAUCUCGUGCUUGGAGCGUGGCAGUGUCAGGUGUAGUGGCUUCGCCGCAGAGGUGCUGCUGUGAAAUCGCGUGUGCCCGCUGGACACCAGAAGUGCAUGCAGAACUGGAUACGCGCUCUGUGACGUGAAAUUGAAACGGCUCCACUGGAGCGAUCUCGUCGACGAUGCCGGGCUUGGUUGUAUUCCGUCGAAGGUGGUCAGUUGGAUCAGAUGAUCUGAUUGUGCCGGCAGUAUUUCUUCUGACAAUACAUAUAUUGUGGUUUUUAAUACUUGGAAUUUCAAUGUUAGUCCUAGACUACAAUAUAACCAUAUUGAGCAUUAAAUUAUUGUGGUACUACAAAAUGGGAUACGUUUGUAUAUUACUAGUUUCAAUAGGCGUAGAAUUAGCAAUUUGUAUAGUAUCAACCAGAGGAAGUAUUUUAGAUGUUGGGGCUCGAGCAACGAUGCACUACUGGAUUUAUCUUAAGAGUGUUGUGAUAUUAUUUGAUAUAAGCUGGUUAGUGUUAGGUGUUGUUUGGAUAAAACAAUUUUAUUUUGAAGCUCCUGUAGUGGCUGCUAAGGAGAUUCUUCUAGGUUUAGUUAUAUCCAAUUGGUUACUAGUAUUAACAAUUUUAAUAACAAUCUGGUGUACCUUUGAUUCGGCUGGGCGUUCGUGGGUGAAAAUGAAAAAAUACCAAAGAUCAAUGCGAGAGUCUGAGUCGCGUUUCAACUACAGACGUAGUGGGAGUAUGAACAGGAAUUGGAGGCAACGAAAAGUGAUUCGAGCCUAUCAAGAUAGCUGGGACCACCGGUGUCGUUUGCUGUUUUGUUGUAUGGGCACUUCAGAAAGAAAUAGAAACUCUUUCACAGACAUUGCUCGUCUACUUAGUGAUUUUUUUAGGGAAUUAGAUGUUGUACCUUCGGAUGUUGUUGCUGGAUUAGUACUUUUAAGGAAGUUUCAAAAGCUCGAGAGAGAAGCUAUCGUGAGACAACGUAAGAAUGGAACCUACGAGUUCCUGAGCGGAGUUCCAGUCACUGAAAGAACACAGUUCCUAGCGUUAAAUAAUGCUCAUGAUUACGACUUUUUUCAAACUGUUAUUCAUUAUAUGUAUUUUGCUCAAGGAGCCUACGGAUGGCCAAUGUAUUUGAUGACAAAUCGUUCAAAUAUUUGUCAGUUGUGUUCUGAGCUGAGGUGCUGUCUUUCAUGCUGCGGCCAAAAGGACACGGCCGAAGUUAUACAAGAUAAUUGUUGUUAUUGUAACUAUGCCGCCCUUAAAAAGACUUUACAAAUUGGCGAUGUCGAAGUGAUAUAUGCUACGUAUCACGUUGAUGUUGGAGAAACGCCUUUCUUCGUUGCCAUUGAUUAUUCUCAAAAAAAAAUAGUAAUAAGUAUACGAGGUACGCUUAGUAUGAAGGACGUAUUAACGGAUUUGAAUGCCGAAGGUGAUGUGCUUCCGUUAGACCCUCCACGAGAAGAUUGGCUAGGCCAUAAAGGAAUGGUCCAAGCAGCUAUAUAUAUUAAAAGAAAAAUAGAAGAAGAUAAUCUAAUUCAAAAGGCUCUGACACAUAACCCGGCGAAAAAUACCCAAAAUUUCGGUUUGGUAUUGGUUGGACAUUCGUUAGGAGCCGGAACAGCAGCGAUCCUUGCCAUUCUCUUGAAACCACAGUAUCCGUCUUUGCAAUGUUUUAGUUAUUCACCGCCAGGUGGAUUACUAAGCAUGCCUGCCGUUGAAUAUUCUAAAUCAUUCAUAACCUCUGUAGUUGUAGGAAAGGAUGUAGUGCCUAGAAUAGGACUUCAUCAAAUGGAAGCCUUACGAGCUGAUCUCAUUAAUGCAAUUAAAAGAAGUGUUGAUCCAAAGUGGAAGACGAUAACAUGUUCCGUGGUCUGCUGUGGUUGUGGUCCCGAACCAACAUCGGUUGUUGAAAUGUCUAGCCAAGAUACUCAUAUAAACCAGUAUAAGGAGCAAAGGGAUACAGCGCGGACAACAAGUGUGCACCCGACGGAUAGUUCAAUAGCUUUAACUCUCCAUCAACCAUUGUAUCCACCUGGUAGGAUCAUACACAUCGUUCGCCAUCAUCCAUCCCCCGAUGAACACAAAUAUGACAGAGGGUGGAGGCAAAUCUUGACAAAGCACGAACCAGUUUAUCAAGCAAUUUGGGCGGAAAAUACUGACUUCGACGAAGUUCUGAUUUCUCCGGUGAUGCUUCAAGACCACAUGCCCGACAAAGUAUUGGCUGCCCUGAACAAGGUUGUAACAACUGUGGGCCCUAGAAAACCUCAAAGGCAAUCUGCGAAUACAUAUAUUUCCUUACCAAUGGAAAACGUGGAUACUUCUAGCCUCCAUAAUCAUCAAACUUGCAACGCACCACACAGUCCAACCUCAACAAUCACGAACGCAGCGUCAACACCAAAUGUUUCCCAUAAAAUUUGCUUGGAGACAUCUUUUACGAACUUACAAAGUCCUCAGGAAUGUAGUCACCCAUUUAGUAUAUCGAGCAUUGGGGGUCAAGGCUCCAGUAAGGCGUCAUCGGUGGCUGGAAGUCUGUUUGGGCGAAGCCAAUUAAGUUCAAUUCUGCAUUACGAUGUCUCUAGCAUUGUUGAUGAGAAUUCAACAAGAACAAUUUCUGGGCCGAGUGAAUCUGCUACAACGAUACUAGCUGAGCCGAGUCAAAGUCAUCUGAAAGUAAAAAACGUUGCUUUUGAUAUGGCACCAAAUUAUGGGAAUCAAGGAGCUGGUUCUAAGUCGCCAUCGCCGCAUGUGAUACCAAAGAGCAUACUUCAUCGUCAACUUUCUGGACAUCAUAUGAAAAAGCCAACAAGCUUACCGAUAGCGGAGCUACGGCGUGGAUCAGAUUUGGCACGGCCAAUUGAUUUCAUACACGAUGAUUGGUUCGGGUUGGCGCCCUUGGCUAGUCCCGAAACUCUGUCUGAAAUUUCAAGCAUUUCUUCAAGGACUAGUGCUGCUAUGAGUCUGGCGAACAGUAUUGAACGCUAUUUGCAGAAAUUAUGUAUUAAUGAAAAUGGAAAUCAGCAAUUAAUGGAUGACAUUUAUGAAUCUCAAAUGCAUACCCCCAGAAUAAUGCGUAGAGCUCCCAAGAUUACGGAGAAUUUAUCGAACUGUGCAAAUGACUGGCGAUCGGUUGACCAGUACAAAAGAAUGGGUCAAGUAUUUGUAACGAACCCGCGAGUGCCUUUGAAUCAUAGUAGUAGCGAAUCAAGCGAACAUAGUUUCGAAUCUGCAACCAGUGUUAAUCACUCGAAUAUGAACAGGUCAGAAAAACCGGAAAGUUCAAAGUCGGCAGACAAUAUAGAUGAAGAUACACCUGGUCAUCAUUCCAUUGCGAAAAAGCUUACUUUUAGUGACAGUGAAAUAUUGAACGAGUGUUGCAGUUCAUGUCCUCAAUGUCCUUGCAAGUUGGUCACUAGAAACAGUGAAUGUUGUCAAAAGGCAGACCACGGAUCCUGUAAGACUGUCCAGUCAAGAACGAAUACAAGUUCCAGCGAAACGUACUACAGUGCAUUUUCAUCGUUAGACCGAUUUUCGAGCCCUAGCAACCAGUUACAAGCAAAACGCAUAAGAAACCAAAAGAUCGGAGGGCAUUCACCAGAACUAAGGCAAGGUGUCUUGGAAUCACAUUUUCCCGUUCAUCCCGAAUGUGUGGAAGCUUCGGAUAAGCUAUCCCUGUUGCCGGAUAGUCCAAAAAUUCAACACAGUAGCAGCACUGGACAAGUUCAAAAGCAACGCAGCAGUCUGAUAAAGAAACGGAAUUCAAAUGAGGAACGAAUAUUCUCAAAAAAUGAGUCACUGCCGUUGCUAGCUAAUCUUUCAGAGAAGUCUUCACCAAAUUUUGUGAAGAGAAAAAGCUAUGUUUAUCCAAUGACCGCAACAACAACUAGCUCACCUAGUUCACCAGCUGCAAGAAAUGAAAGCAGUGUGUAAGGACAUGCAUUAUACCAAAAAUGGUAAACUGAAAUUAUAUGCUAGUCACAAUAGAAUUAACAUUGCAUUUUAAGUUAUUCCGUAUUAAUUAUGGGGAAACAACAGGUUUUAUUAAAUAUGUGAAUGUUUUCAGGAAUAUUAUCGAGAUUUUUGUCCUCGUUACUCAGAAAAGGAAAUUUAAGAAAAGCAUGUACAGCUCGAGUGCUGAUUUUUUAGUUCUGCUUAAGUAACCAAAACGUUAUACUAUUUGGAAGAGAGAAAGUUAUUAUAUAUUAUAUAUAUUAUAUAUAUAUAUAUAUAUAUAUAUAUUAUAUAUUAUAUUUUGCCAGUCGCAUUCUGCUAAUCGAACACUAACUCGAUUUCGAUGAUUUCGUUUUUUUCCGGCUCUUUUCUUCUUUACUAGCUUAAUUGAAUGUUCAGGUGUUCAGCAGAGCUAAUUGGAAUUUUUCUAUUCUAAUACUCGUAUGUCGUAGUGAUUGUCGUGAUUCGAAACGUUGGUAGUAGCUACUUUGAACGGGUUCAGAAGCGGUUUUAGUUUUACGAUAGAAUAUAUUGAUUGCCUUAUCAUCAGAUCAUAACAUAGACUCGAUUGAGAGUGCUCUGAAGUUCCAUAUAGCACGAGGUAUUUAUUUUGUUUUGUCGUCCGUUGCUUUGAUAUCCAAAACUAUCAAUUUUGAAAUGCCUAACUAGCUCACUGGAAUAUAGUCAUAUUAUAUUACGGUGGGCAUGGUGUUACUAACACUUAGGCAGUAGUUACUCCAGUUUUCCGCCUUGAUUGGUUUGCCCGGAAAUGUGGAUUUUGUAUAAUGAAAUUAUUCCGGCUUUUUUGGUUCAUGGACGAAGAUGAUCGUCCUAUUACUGGAUGAUCAAAGAUGUGUAAUUAUUAAAUAAAAACUGAUGUAAACGAUUCUGUACUACAUCAAAGGACGAUCGCUAAUUAACACUGGUCGUAACAUGACGGAUGGAGGUUGUUGAUUUCCUUUUAAUGUGUCUUACGGUUAGUUGUGAGAUUAAAAACUUGGUUGGCUGGGUAAGACGAUAGGUAUUUGUAGAGACUUAAUUGAGGAACCCACCUCAAUUAAAACUUCUUUUUCUUGUCAUUGUAACAAAAAUUUGGAGCCAAUUUUCAAAAACUUAGUGAACAUUUUUAUUUCGCACGUGCUGCUUUGAUGCAGCAAUAUAGAAUAUUUUUGUGGAAAACUGUUUAUUAUCUAUUUUGAUGCAACAACGCAGUUGCAGUCCUGUCGAGAAACGGCAAGGGCUCUUAGCACAAGGACGGCAUCAGCAUGUAAGGAAAUUAAUUUUCUCCACACAAAUCGGUGUCUAUACGCUAAAUAUUGGUACCUUCGCCAGUAAGAACGAAAGAGACGCAUCGAUAGCUAGGCUCGGUACGAAACUCGAUGGUGCGGUGUCAAGAGCUGUGACAUAAAUCUCUACUCUCGACUAGGACAAAUGUGACUUCAUACGUUUGGUUGAUGUUUCCUGAGGGGAGUAAUCUAUCAUAGAAAGGUUUGAGCUUGGACUGGAAAACGGCCAUGCUCUUUCCUUUGACAUUGAAGAUAAAAAGUCAGUUGUUAAGAUAAACUUGCGAGUCCGUUUGCAGCCCUUUGAAAGUAGAGGCACGAUCAGUAGCAUGGUUCGUUGAUGCAGUGGUUUGUAGUUUUGUUAACGCGUCCCUCAUCGAUCACACUUACCAUGAGGAAUCUAACGAUGUCCCGUUUUUAAUUAAUUCGAGCUUAAAUUUGAGGAUUCUGCGAACUUGUAUUUGAAAUUGGUUGAGAAAGGGCUUGCAGAAACUGUGUCAUCGAUUGCUUAAAAAUCGUGAAUGCCACAAUGGAAAACCCAGAAACUCUUGAUAAAGCACCUGCACAAUGUGAGAAGUUUCUGAUCCAUUAACAAUGUGAACGGUCUUUCCUGCGGAGAGAAUUUAAAAUAUUUAAUACUUUGCUGCAGCAAGUUGAUGGUCGGCAGCAGAAACUCAAUAAAAGCCUUGUAUAUAAACUUAAUGUGUUUUUUUUUUAUGUAAAAUUGGACCUGUUUGCCAUUAGAUGGUUAACAAUGUGAGAACUAUGAGUAGGAUGUCUCUUCUACUGAGUAACUGCUCUACUAAGCCUUCUAGCAAAUGGCUAACCUUUAGGGAGUAGAUCGCUUCGGUAGAAAAGAAAGAUAAUUACACAAGUCCAAAUUUCAGUCGAAUGUCUGGAAGUAAUUAGCACCGAAUGUCUGGAAGUAAUUAGCACAUGGUGGGGCGGGUUAAAGCCCUAUCGGCUUGCUUAUACGGCGAGAAUUGUUCUCUCCGUGCCGCUUUUUCGUAAGCGCCCCAACCUUCGAAGCUCCUCCUGGAUACUGCUUACGGUGUCACUAAUUGCAUUCCACACUUUUUCGGCCUCGAGCAUUUGCGGAAAGAUUGUCUCCAAUUUUAGGGGCUCGUCAAGCGAAGUUGAAGCUGUUCCCUCUCAUUUGCGAAUCUCGGACACACGAAGAGCGUGUGCUCCGGGUUCUCGUAUUCGUUUAGACAUUCAGUAAAGAAGGGAGAAUCGUCAUGUUCAAAACGAUGUAAAUACCUAAGGUAUCCACCAUGUCCAGUCAGAAACUGAGUCAAGUGACAGUGGACAUCUCCAUGGCUGCGCAUAAUCUAAAGUUGAAUAUUUGGAAUUAGCUUGUGCGUCUACCUCCCCUUGUGGGAUUUAUCCCAAUGUUUCUGCCACAUCCUGAUUGUGCGCGGUCUCUCUUCCUGUCGUUGAUCUGCGGCAUUAUGGUCACUGCGUGCCUUCCAGUUGUAUAAUUUCUGCAUCUCCGCAGCCAAAAUAUCAUUGGGCAUCAUUCCUGCGACUACGAAAGUUGCUUUGCUGACCUUGGUCGCAAUGCGCUAGCGUUUAACGCGAUCAGAUGAUAUACUGAAAAAGAUUUUCUCCUAUACGCCUGAACAUUAAGGGAUUUUUCCAAACUGAUGCUGUGUACAGCAAAAUGGAUGAACACACUCUGUUUAGCAGCAACCUCCUCGGGAGUUUGGGUCCUCCAAUAUUGGGCAUUAUGCCAGAUAUUGACUGCAGUCUUCCUUGCCCUCUCGCCUGCGUAGCUCCAGUGUUCCUUGAAGAUCAAUUGAUGAUCCAGCAUAACGCCGAGGUAUUUGAUGAAAGGCUUGGAUUCUAUCACAUGUCCCACACGAAACCGUAGAAUUCCUUUCAGUUUGCAAUUGCUGACCACUACAGUCUCAGUUUUGUGUUCUACCAACUCUAAUCCACGUGAUAUUAAGGAUAGUUUAUCAUUUGUCAGUUUGAUGCGCAGCACAUGGUCAUACAUCACGUCCCAGAGCAGCGAGCUCAGCACCGAUACUUGAGGCACACUGCCGAUCACCAAAUAUUCAACUGGGCCUACUUCGGCGUCAUGGAGGAGCUUUCUAACCAAGAAAUAAUUCCUGAUGAUUAGCUGAAUACACGUGGGCACAUUUAGCUGGCUUAAGAGUUUUUUAUAUGUUGCCAUUGCGCCGAGUUGAAAGCAUUCCUCUCGUCGAGGGUGAUGAUGGCACAGUAUUUUUUGGUACCGCUGUGUCACCUUAUACCUACAAUUGCUUCCUCCGCGAGAUUGAACACUGUAUUGUUGUGUUGAUAUGCCACCAAAAUUGGGAGCAGCCUGUUGUAACAAUGCGCUUCAGCAACUUUUCCAUACUUUUCAGCAAACAAAUGGGACGAUACGACGAUGGCUUACCACUCUUUGGUAGCAGCACCAACAUUUGUCUUUUCCAUUGAAUCGGGAAGAUGGCCUCUUCCAAGCAGCUAUUGAAUGUGGAAAUGAAUUACUCCGGUCUUGCUUUUAUCGCCGCCUUCAAAGCCACGUUCGGUAUUCUGUCCAUCCCAGAUGAUUUUUUAGCCUCUACCUUUUCACAGCCAAUGGUAAGCACAUCAGCUAUUAUACUUGGGAUAACCUUUAGGAAAUGUUCUCUUUCGACGGCAAAUGCACUAUUUUUUGCUGUGGAAAUUGGGUAGUCACUAUUUUUCGCAAUAAAAUGGGCACUUAAUCUGCGGGACCUUGCUUCCUUCCAAUUUAACCAUUACCGCUCUAUGGGCUUCUCCCCACGUGUUGCCGACCUCAUCGAAGAGUUCGUUGAAGCAAUUCCUUUUACUUUAACGGAUCGCCCUCCGCAGCUCUCUUCGAAUAAUUUUGUAUCUCGCCUUCCUCUGUGCAAUUUUCAUCAUUCGCGCGUUGGUAAUUUCUUCUUGCUUGCAGGCAUACGGCACAAAGUUAUCUGAUUUAGUUAUUUUAGCACGGUUUCGAUUAUCUGAUACCGUUUUUUCUGCGCCUUGUCAUAGAGGCAUCACAGGCUGCAAUUUGCUCAGAUUUUUCUCUCGCUGUACUUGUUGGUGUGGAACUAUUUUUUUUUUAUUUUAUAUCACAGCGAACAUAUCCGCAUCAAAUAUCUUUGAAAUCAACUAUUAUACUUCGACCGGCAUGACUUUAUGUCUCUCGGAUGCCCCAUUCUCCUGUUCUUUAUUACACUAAAGGGUAUAGCUUGAUGGUCGCUAUGCGUUUAGUCUCAUUAACUCGCCAGGUAAAGUCCAUCAUCAACGCACUACUUACGAAGGUAAUGUCUACCACUGAAUCUAUCCUCCCUUUUAGGAAGGUAUAGAUACUUCCGAUAUUAACAAGAACAAUGAAUGAAGAAAAAGCUUCCAGCAAUAUCAGUCUCCUGUUAUUAGAAGCCUUGUUUCCAUACUCAUAUCACCCUUCAGCUGAUUCUGGCCCCACCAUUGUGGAUCUAAACCUUCGGCGAGCCAGUCUGUCAGCCUCCUCAUUACCGGUAAUGUUAGAGGGCCCCGGCACUCACAUCAGGAAUGUUUCGUUCAGUCGACCAAGUUUCAACAGCACCUGAUGACAACUCCACACCUACUGGCUUGAUAUGUCGUUGCUAUUUAGUGCUGAUAAUGCCGC
Hermetia illucens (black soldier fly) is the source of this 9788-nucleotide messenger RNA. RefSeq names its product diacylglycerol lipase-alpha (gene inaE). The transcript has 15 exons. The record is from RefSeq and is a predicted model, not a curated record. NCBI's taxonomy places the organism in Eukaryota, Metazoa, Arthropoda, Insecta, Diptera, Stratiomyidae. Bases 1104 to 4859 code for a protein of 1251 amino acids. Gene Ontology annotation, cellular component: postsynaptic membrane; dendrite membrane. Gene Ontology annotation, biological process: lipid metabolic process.